AUGGGGUGCCAAGAGAGCCUGGCUGCAGAUUUGGGUCUGAAAUCCUCCUCCUCACAUUCUGAUCACUCCUCUGAAACCUCAUUGCCUGACGUCCCAAAGCAGAAAUAUCCUGAGGAGUUCAGCCUACUUAAAUUGCAGACAAAAGAUGGGCAGCGUCCCGAAUGGACAUUUUACCCGAGGUUUAGCAGCAAUAUCCACACCUACCAUGUUGGAAAGCAGUGUUUCUUCAAUGGGGUCUUCCUUGGCAACAGGAGGUCUCUGUCAGAGAGAAGGGUGGACAAGUGCUUUGGGAGGAAGAAAUACGAUAUUGAUCCUAGGAAUGGAAUACCAAAGUUAACUCCAGGAGAUAAUCCAUAUAUGUACCCAGAACAGAGUAAAGACUUCCACAAAGCAGGAUCAACUCUCCCACCAGUGAAUUUCUCCAUAGUGCCUUAUGAAAAGAAAUACGAUACUUUUAUUCCACUUGAGCCUCUUCCACAAAUUCCUACCUUGCCUUUCUGGGUGAAGGAGAAGGCCAACAAGCUGCAGAAUGAGAUAAGAGAGGUUGAGGAGCUUGACAAUUGGCAACCAGCAUCCCCCUUGAUGCACGGUUUACUCCUUCCUGGUGGGUUAAAGAACCUUCAAAGAAUAGUAUAAAAACUGGAGGCAAGCACAGAGGAGCAGGCUUUUGAGAGGCUUCGCGGUGGAGAGGAGAGAAGACAAAGCCUCUCCCGGAGUGGAUGGUGUCCUUUGCCCCAACGUGGUUCCUUGGGCCUAUGUCACGGCCACGCAUCGCUGGUUGAGUAUGUUGGUUGAGCACUGUUAGUCUUGUAACAGAGCACAGCCUUUAACUCCGUGCCUCUAUCCACAGGUUCUUUGGAUUCUGCAAGAUGAUCCUGAACAGACACAGGCCCAUAGAGCAUGUACUGACUGUAGUCUGGAGAGCCUCUUUCAAUUGAUUGCUUCUGUCAGUGUGACUGCUCUAAAUCAAAUGUUUGCCUUUGAUGAGUAAUCACUGUGCUUUGCUCUUUUUAACUUUAUAUUUUGAAAAACUUUCAAACUUUACAGAAAAGUCAUGAGACUCAUACAAUGAACAAAUACCUACGUAUCCUUCACCCAGAAUCUACAAUUGUUAACAUUUGUCAAACUUUGUGCAUUCUUUCUCUCUCUUUCAUUACUCUUAUUAUUUUGUGGAAUUAUUUGAGAGUGAGUGGCCGACAUCAUAACCCUUUACUCCUACAUACUAUAUACUUCAGUAUGUAUCUCCUAAGGUCAGGGAUCUUCUCCAACAGUUGCAAUACAAAUACUGAAGUCAGGGAACUUAACAUUGAUGCAGUUCUACUGGUAGAUAGCCCACCUUCAGUUUUAUUCAGUUAAAUUUACUUUUCGAAAGAUGCUCUCAAAUCAAUGGUAAAAUGCAGACACGGAGCUUUCAUUAAUUUGGUAAAAUUGUUCUCAUUUUAUUAAUACUAUUUGAGAUUUUCUCUACUAUUCGCUUGGUACGUGUUGGAAAAAUGUGAAGGCUGGAUCUGCACAGGUAAUUCAUACCAUCCUCCUGCAACUCCAUUCCCCAUUUCUGUAGCAUUUGUCCACCCAGUUAUGCAGGACUGAAGCUCAAUGAGGACCCAGUCCUGAGUCUUUUUUUUUUUUUUUUUAAAGAUUUUAUUUAUUUAUUCAUGAGAGACAGAGAGAGAGACAGAGGCAGAGGGAGAAGCAGACUCCCCGCGGAGCAGGGAGCCCGAUGCGGGACUCGAUCCCAGGACCCUGGGAUCGUGACCUGAGCCGAAGGCAGACGCUUAACUGACUGAGCCACCCAGGUGUCCCCCAGUCCUGAGUCUUAAGGCCUUUCAUCAAUCAGGCAAGAAGCAAAUAUUUGGAGAAAAAGAUGGGAACAAAAGCCAACUGUAUACAGUCAGGCUGUGACCCUCCGCAGUCAAGCCAGUGACUCAGCAUCUUCGUAGCCAAUCUGCUCUACUAAGGAGACUUCGCUGGUUGGCUAAUGAGGGCUGCAGGUCUGGUCUCCCCAAACCUCAAAAUGGGAAGAGAGAACUGGGGCCCAGACUGACACUCAAAAUGCCCAAGACACAGAUAUGGUUUCUUUCCCUGUCAAAGCAUUAUUUCUAGCCAUAGCCGAAGUAAAUGAAGCAGGUUUAGAACACAGUACAUUCCUGGUCUCUUCAUACUGGCCUUUGGACCUACUAACAGAGAACAUGAUGGUCAUACCACCAGCAACUGUGUCUGACCACUCCUUGGGUUGACAUCAACAUGCCUCUGUGCUGAUUCUCUUGUCCCUGGGACACAAAGCUCACCCCUAACAAAAUCCAGAAAAGAAAAUAAAACCAAACAAUUUAGGAAAGGAAAGAAGAGGUUGCCAACAGAUUUUCUCAAAUACGUCCACUCCUGAAAAAAAUAAUUUUUUGUGCUUCUAUGAGUUAAAAUAUAAAAAAGUCAGUUGCGACCACCCGUGUGGAUGCAUAAUGGAGAACACAAUAUAAAUGCAAAAAGUGAUUCUGCAGGAAUUUCCAGAUGGGAUUAUCUAAGUGGAACAGGAAACUGCUCUCAGAGGGGACUCUGGUGUUUUGGAGGGAAGAAGUCCUACACAGCAAAGGUAUUAAGAAAAAGAACCAAAGUACAGUUUCAGAAGAUGAAUAGCAGCCUCUAGAUUUCAAAGAGGUCUACAUAAUUCCUACACGCGGCUCUAAACCAAAGUAGAUAGGAUUAAAAAAGAAAACUAUUGAAUAAUUGACCUCCUGGAGUUGUAGUGCUACAUUCCAUCUCCUGGAAAUCAGGGCAAUUUUCACUGGAUUUGGGGUGCUCUGUGGGCACAUCUCAGUGGCCAGGUCUUAGACUCCUUGGCAUUGCCAACAGCCAGCAGGUGAGGAGUUCCAUUGCUAACUUUGGGCAGGACAUAAAUGCAUGUGCAUGCAUCUUUUGGGGAGACUAAGGCAUAGAACAAAUGGCCAAGUGGCAAAACUAUGUGGGUGUCCUAGCUUUUCCAGUCGUCCUUUCUAGGCUCAAAAAUGUUG
Molecule: messenger RNA, 3005 nt
Organism: Mirounga angustirostris (Northern elephant seal)
Lineage: Eukaryota; Metazoa; Chordata; Mammalia; Carnivora; Phocidae
Gene: SPATS1
Product: spermatogenesis associated serine rich 1
Exons: 7
Coding region: 1-636 (211 amino acids)
Source: RefSeq, a predicted model, not a curated record